Silurus meridionalis is the source of this 4413-nucleotide messenger RNA. RefSeq names its product G-protein coupled receptor 135. Gene Ontology annotation, cellular component: membrane. NCBI's taxonomy places the organism in Eukaryota, Metazoa, Chordata, Actinopteri, Siluriformes, Siluridae. The transcript has a single exon. The record is from RefSeq and is a predicted model, not a curated record. Gene Ontology annotation, molecular function: G protein-coupled receptor activity. Bases 252 to 1592 code for a protein of 446 amino acids. Gene Ontology annotation, biological process: G protein-coupled receptor signaling pathway.
GCUGCAUGAUGUCCAUCUCAACAUGCUGAAAUCAGACCGAGCUUCAGCUUCAUCUGAGCAGAGAGAAAGAAUAUGAAGAUGAGAGUGCAGGAGGAGACGCUCUGUUUGAAAAGAUCUUGGAGCUGGAUGUUUGGUCCAGCUUUCAUUUCCUUUUAAUCCUCUCCUUCUCCUUUCUCAGGCUGAGCCUCAGCACGUUAUUGUGAAAGGGAUGAAUCGGUUCCGGCCGUGUGGCUGCUCCUUGAUCGUGUCCAAUGGAAGUGAGUGGCAGCAACAUGAGCAUGGUGGUGGACAACGUGUCGAUUUCGGCUCUGAUUUGGGAAACUGGGAGGACGAGUUCCCCGGUUCCUUGGAUCACAGCUGCAAACAGCACGUCUGGAGCCGAGCCGCUGGAGGUCUCCGAGGGAAGCUCUGUGCUGUGGGGCAUAGCUGUGGCCGCCCAGGCUCUCCUCCUCCUGGCCAUCUUUCUGCUCUCCAGCUUAGGAAACUCGGCCGUAGUGAUUGUGAUCAUCAAACACCGGCAGCUCAGGACGGUCACCAACGCAUUCAUCAUGUCCCUCUCACUGUCUGACUUCCUCACAGCUGUGCUCUGCUUGCCGUUCUCUUUCAUCAUGCUGUUCAGUAAGGACGGUGCUUGGCUGUUUGGUGAGCGCUUUUGCAUCGCCAACGGGUUCUUUAACACCUGCUUUGGGAUCAUCUCCACCCUCACCAUGACGCUCAUCUCCUUCGAUCGGUAUUACGCCAUUGUCAGGCAACCGCAGGAGAAGAUUGGGAGGAAGAAGGCUAUCCAGCUGCUGGUGGCCGUCUGGCUGUCAGCGGUGAUUUUCUCUUUUCCGUGGUAUCUCCUCCUACGGACAUCGGAACACCUUGUUGUUCACAAGCACGGAUUUUACCACUGCAUGUACGUUUUCCACUCCGGGACGUCCCGCAUGGGCACGGUCUACAGCGUGUCCCUAAUCAUUGUGUGCUACCUCCUUCCAUUCGCACUGAUGUGCUUCUGCCACUACAACAUCUGCAAAACGGUGCGUCUCUCCGAGAUCCGGGUACGACCCGUCACCACGUACGCGCACCUGCUCCGCUUCUACAGUGAGAUGAGGACGGCUACGACCGUUCUGAUCAUGAUCGUCUUCAUCAUCUUCUGCUGGGGUCCGUACUGCCUCAUGGGGAUUGUCACGGCGAUCGGAGAUUACACCUUCAACCCGGCCAUGGACGCCGUGGCCGUGUGUAUGGCAUGGGCAAAUGGAGCUAUCAACCCUCUCAUUUACGCCAUGAGGAACCCCAACAUCUCCAUGCUGCUGGGUCGCAGCCGUGAGGAAGGAUACAGGACUAGAAACAUGGCUGCUUAUCUGUCUGCUCAGACUCGCACACGCAGAAGAACGGCGUCACGUUCGCACGCAAUACGUGAGCGAUACAUAACAGGGACGCGUGCCGGUGGAAACAGUCGAGUGUCAUCCUCGAGCCCGGCCAAUGGCGGAGAGGUGGCCAUGUGGGCCUGCAAGAAUCCAGCUGUGUUCUUCUGCACAGAUGCACAUCUGGACACGGCCACCGAGCUCGGACAAGAACCGAAACACGACACGGCGAAUACCAGUCUCUGAUUUUUUUCUUUAUUUCCGAAUGACUCGUUGGGUUUAUAAACAGUAGACUGGGUUAUAAAUGUCUUGAUUAAUGUUUACGACAUUUUUAAAUGUGCCAAACUCGACACCAGGGGGCGUGUGACCGCGCCACAACACUGUGGAUGAAAUAAAAAAGAUUUUGGCCUACAGCUAUUUAUCGUGGGGGAGACGUGGGACAGUCUUAACACUUUUCUCUUUUUUUAUUAUUACCACCUUAUCAUUUAAAGCGCCAGUUUAAAAUUUCGCCAUUCGCCUCUGUAAACAAGCAGCAAGGUUACUUAAUUGUGUUGUUAUAGUUGAAUACGUCCUUAUAAAAAUUCCCCAGAUUACAUGCAGCAAAAGUCUAAUAACAUCAUUAAAAUAGAAAACAGACAAAAAACUUUCUCUCACCAAAAGCCUCAAAUCCAUUUUACACUGUUAUACAAGGAGACGUAUCUGUAUAUGUGUCCCCGGUUUUAAACGAAAAUAAAUUAAUUAUUCAUAUCAUGUUUAAAAGAAUAAUAUUACAGCAAGCGUGGUUUUAAAUGAGCUGUGCAGAGGGACUAAACCCCAACAACAGUUUACAAUGAGGAUUGCAGAUCUCAGAAAACCAAAAUCAAACUAAGAAUAUAUACAAUAGUCUUCAUUUUCUCUCCAAUUUAGAGAUAAAACAAGUGAAAUAGUUUGAAAAUUUCUUGUAACAUUGAUUGUAACAAUUUACAGCAGUUUUGUUCAAUAAGACAGAAAUUUUAAUCGAAACGAAUGUCAAUCAACGUUACAUUACGAUGUUACCCUGUCAAAAUGUUACAAUGUUAAUGUGUAACACUGUAAUAGUGUAAAACUGUAACACUCUAAUACACUGUUUGUACUAAAAUGCCAUAGAGCCGUACAAUAUUACACUGCUACAUUGUUACAGCGUUGUUAUUACAGUGUUACAUCAGUACAGUGUUAUAGUGUUAUGGCAUUAUAGUGUUACACUAUUACACCGUUACAGUUUUACAGGUGUUUUUCUUAAAAUAUUAUGAUUUACAGUUUUUUUUAUGGGAAAUGAUAGUUAUAAUGUUACACUUUUGCAUAAACUAUUACACUGUUACAGUGUUACAUGUAUAGCUUUUACACCUCUGGAAUUUACACUGUUACAGUGUUAUAAUGUAAGAUCCGGUAAAACUGUAACACUCUAAUACAUUGUUCCCACUAUAAAGCAAUAACACGGUAAUAGUGUAAUGGUGUAACACUAACAUUCUAAUACACAGUUCACACUAUUAGUGCGUUACACUGUAACACUGUUACAGUAUUAGAGUAAACCAUUUCAGUGUUACUCUGUUACAGUGAAGUGGCAUCAGAGUGUUACACAAUUAUGCAUUUAUAGUGUUACAGCAUAACAAUUUUAAGCUAUUACAGUGUCAUAGUGUUACAGAGUCAGAAUGUUGCACUUUUACAGUGUUACAUCAUUACAGUGUUAUGGUGCUGUGGUACACAGUUACACUGUUGUAGCAUUACAGUUGUACAAUGUUAAACUAUUGCAGUGAUAUAUAGUUACAUCACUGCACCAUUACAUUACAAUAUUGUACUGUUACAGUGUUGCAGUAUGCGAGCGUUGCAGUAUGACAGGGUUACAGUAUGACUGUUGCAGUAUGCGAGUGUUGCAGUAUGACAGCGUUACAGUAUGACAGUGUUGCAGUAUGACAGUGUUACAGUAUGACAGUGUUACGGUCUGACUGUUGCAGUAUGACAGUGUUAAAGUAUGACAGUGUUACAGUAUGACAGUGUUACAGUAUGACAGUGCUAUAGUAUGACUGUUGCAGUAUGACAGUGUUACAGUAUGACUGUUGCAGUAUGACAGUGUUAAAGUAUGACAGUGUUACAGUAUGACUGUUGCAGUAUGACAGUGUUACAGUAUGACAGUGUUACAGUAUGACAGUGUUACAGUCUGACUGUUGCAGUAUGACAGUGUUACAGUAUGACAGCGUUACAGUAUGACUGUUGCAGUAUGACAGUGUUACAGUAUGACAGUGUUACAGUAUGACAGCGUUACAGUAUGACUGUUGCAGUAUGACAGUGUUAAAGUAUGACAGUGUUACAGUAUGACAGUGUUAUAGUAUGACUGUUGCAGUAUGACAGUGUUACAGUAUAACAUUGUUACAGUAUGACAGGUGUUAUGAUUCUCCCCGUCUCCCUUCCUCGAGUUAAAAAGCAAAGAUUUCCUCAUUGCACUAAGAAACAAACAGAUGAAUAAGAGCUGAACAAUUUGCUUAUUGAAAUUUAAAUUUAUUUCUUUGAUCCUUUUUAGUUGCAACACACAUGCGCACACACACAUUUUUACAUAAUAUACAUAAUAUAAAUAAUAUACAAUCAGUUUUUUUAGAGGUAUUGUGCACACAAGCAUGCACGCUGAUCAAAACCAGAGGGACACUGGGGGUAAAAACAUGUUUAGCAAACUGUUUACACAAUAAAGAUGUUUUUUUUGAUCCGACAAAGUACAAGCUGUGUGUAUUAAUUAUUCAUGUUCAUCAUUAAUUUGACCAAAACCUUGAAAGGACUCAGAGAUUUAGGCUUUAAAUUAAAUUAUUCCAAACACGAUGGAUGUCUGGAAAUCACUCUCUUAGAUUUCUCCUGGAGAUACGAGCCAUAAACAGAAAUUAAACAGUAAACGGUUCUAUAAUAAACAGUUAUAGAAAUUAAGAAGGAACUUAAUGUACAUUUGGAGUUUGUGCAGCACACGUACGCAGGUCAUACACACUCACAAAUAAUGCAGUCGGAUCAUUCAGGGGUAAACCUGGAAUUCUUUUUUCUGAUAGGAAUAAACGUGACACUUAUGCAGAGU